UAUAACUAUGGAAACUUACGAAGAAACAUUAAUGAUGUACCGGGAUUAUGUUAUUUACAAACACAUACUUUCAGUUGUGCCACCAGUUCUCUUAAUUAUUGGUACUUUUGGAAACAUAUUUUCGUUUUUCAUUUUAAUAAAGAAAAAUGUACAAAAGGCAUCUACGUACUGUUAUCUGAUAGUUUUAGCAGUUAUGGAUUUACUAGUGCUUUAUGUGGGUCUGUUUCGACUAUGGCUUGGACAAUUUAUGAUAAACAUAGAGGAAAUAAGUAACGGGUUGUGCAAACUUGUGAAAUUCCUAGGAUAUUUUUGCAGCGAUGUGUCUGUAUGGCUUAUUGUUGCGGUGACUAUUGAAAGAACUGUAGUUGUGCUAUUUCCACUUAAGGCAAGGUUAUGUAAUGCCCGAACCUCUCGUUUAUGUAUUUAUAUACUUAUGCUCAUUUUCUUACUUGUAAAUUGCCAUUUCUUAUGGUCUGUAAACCUUCAACAUUUUUCAUAUAAUUCUUCCAUUAUUUCAAAAUGCCAGGCAAAAAUUGGCUAUAUAUAUAUUGUUGACAUUAUUUGGCCAUGGGUUGAUGCGGUAAUUUAUUCAUUUUUACCUUUUUUAAUUAUAAUUAUAUUAAAUAGCCUUAUUAUUAGAAAUCUUAUAACUGCAAAAAAGAAACGAAACGAUUUAAGGCAACAUUCUUUACUUUUAUCCAAUCAUUCACAACAAAUGGCGGGAAGUGAAACAAGCCACAAAAUUACGUGCAUGUUGUUAGUUAUAUCCUUUGUUUUCCUUGUGACAACGUUGCCAAUGGCUAUAGUGUUGAUACAUACAUCGCUUGCUGACAGUGUGGUGGAUGACAGCACACUUACAAGGAGGAUUUUGAUAUAUUCAAUUGCGGAAAUGUUAAUGUACUUAAAUCACAGUAUAAACUUCUUUCUUUACUAUGCAACAGGUAGCAUUGAGAUCUGUCGCAACGACACAAGAAGACAACCGAGAAAAGAAUCAUUAAAGACACAGAAACUUUUACAUUUGAAUGCGAUAGAGUCACUUUCCUCGCAUGAGUAACAGUAAACAUAACUGUAAUGAAUUGAAAUAU
This is a messenger RNA of Ruditapes philippinarum (Manila clam), 1085 nucleotides long. RefSeq names its product probable G-protein coupled receptor 139. NCBI's taxonomy places the organism in Eukaryota, Metazoa, Mollusca, Bivalvia, Venerida, Veneridae. Bases 8 to 1054 code for a protein of 348 amino acids. Gene Ontology annotation, biological process: G protein-coupled receptor signaling pathway. The transcript has a single exon. Gene Ontology annotation, molecular function: G protein-coupled receptor activity. The record is from RefSeq and is a predicted model, not a curated record. Gene Ontology annotation, cellular component: membrane.